Melanotaenia boesemani (Boeseman's rainbowfish) is the source of this 2203-nucleotide messenger RNA. RefSeq names its product glutamine--fructose-6-phosphate transaminase 1 (gene gfpt1). The record is from RefSeq and is a predicted model, not a curated record. Gene Ontology annotation, molecular function: carbohydrate derivative binding; L-glutamine:D-fructose-6-phosphate transaminase (isomerizing) activity. Bases 131 to 2179 code for a protein of 682 amino acids. The transcript is spliced from 19 exons. Gene Ontology annotation, biological process: UDP-N-acetylglucosamine metabolic process; carbohydrate derivative biosynthetic process; protein N-linked glycosylation. NCBI's taxonomy places the organism in Eukaryota, Metazoa, Chordata, Actinopteri, Atheriniformes, Melanotaeniidae.
CCGCUCGACCAAUCAGAUGGUGCCUUUGAGGAACGCGGUUGGCUCAGUGAACUAAGGGGUGAGGUAUAUUGACAGACGUCCCCGGCUACUCGACAUCUGAGUAGUGGAAUCAGGCAACUGAGCUGUAGACAUGUGUGGAAUCUUUGCCUAUCUCAACUAUCAUGUGCCAAGGACUCGCCGUGACAUCCUUGAGAUCCUUCUUAAAGGUCUGAGACGUCUGGAAUACAGAGGCUAUGACUCCGCUGGUGUGGGAAUUGAUGGAGGCAACGGCAAGGAGUGGGAGUCAAAUGCCAAGACUAUCCAACUGAUCAAGCAGCGUGGAAAAGUGAAGGCUCUUGAUGAAGAAAUCCACAAACAGCAGGAUAUCGACUUGGAUGUGGAGUUUGAUGUUCACCUUGGCAUUGCUCACACCCGCUGGGCCACUCACGGCGUGCCCAGCCCAGUUAACAGUCACCCACAGAGAUCUGACAAGAGCAAUGAGUUCAUUGUGAUUCACAAUGGAAUUAUUACCAACUACAAAGACCUGAGGAAAUUCUUGGAGAGCAAAGGCUAUGAUUUUGAAUCAGACACUGAUACAGAGACCAUUGCCAAGCUGGUGAAGUAUAUGUAUGACAACCGAGAGAAUGAUGACAUUAAUUUUGCCACACUGGUUGAACGUGUGACUCAACAGCUGGAGGGAGCAUUUGCCCUGGUCUUCAAGAGUGUCCACUAUCCUGGAGAGGCAGUUGGCACAAGGAGAGGGAGUCCUCUACUGAUUGGAGUGCGCAGUGAUCACAAGCUGUCCACAGAUCACAUUCCUGUGCUCUACCGCUCCUCUGGAAAAGACAAGAAGAGCUGCAGCGCCCUUCCCAGGACUGACCAGGACACCUGCUUGUUCCCUGUAGAUGAGAAAGCUGUAGAGUACUACUUUGCCUCUGAUGCUAGUGCUGUGAUUGAACACACAAACCGGGUAAUCUUCCUGGAGGACGACGAUGUGGCUGCCGUGAUGGAUGGUCGGCUGUCCAUCCACAGGAUAAAGCGCAGGGCAGGAGACUACCCAGCCCGCGCCAUUCAGACCCUGCAAAUGGAACUGCAGCAGAUCAUGAAGGGCAACUACAGCUCCUUCAUGCAGAAGGAGAUCUUCGAGCAGCCAGAGUCUGUGGUGAACACCAUGAGAGGAAGAGUCAACUUUGACAACAACUCAGUGACACUUGGUGGACUAAAGGACCACAUUAAAGAAAUCCAGAGGUGUCGGAGACUUAUUCUUAUUGCCUGUGGCACCAGUUACCAUGCUGGAGUAGCAACCCGUCAGGUCCUGGAGGAACUAACUGAGCUGCCUGUCAUGGUGGAGUUGGCCAGCGACUUCCUGGACAGGAAUACACCAGUCUUCCGAGACGAUGUCUGCUUCUUUAUCAGCCAGUCAGGAGAGACUGCCGACAGCCUCAUGGCCUUGCGCUAUAGCAAGGAGAGAGGGGCUCUGACCGUGGGCAUCACCAACACAGUGGGCAGCUCCAUCUCCAGGGAGACUGACUGUGGAGUCCAUAUCAAUGCUGGACCAGAGGUUGGAGUUGCCAGCACCAAGGCGUACACCAGUCAGUUUGUGGCCCUGAUCAUGUUUGCACUCUUGAUGUGCGAUGACAGAAUUUCAGUGCAGCCUAGACGGCGGGAGAUUAUCCAAGGUCUGAGAGUGCUUCCAGAUCUCAUCAAGGAGGUUCUCAGUUUGGAUGAUGAAAUCCAGAAGUUGGCAACAGAGUUAUAUCAGCAGAAGAGUGUACUGAUCAUGGGCAGAGGCUACCAUUAUGCAACCUGCUUGGAAGGAGCGCUGAAAAUCAAGGAAAUCACAUACAUGCACUCAGAGGGCAUCCUGGCAGGAGAGCUGAAACACGGUCCACUGGCUCUGGUGGAUAAACUCAUGCCGGUUAUCAUGAUCAUCAUGAGAGACCACACCUACAUUAAAUGUCAGAACGCCCUGCAGCAAGUUGUUGCCCGCCAGGGCCGUCCCAUUGUGAUUUGUGACAGAGAUGACCAUGAGACUAUCAAAAAUUCCUGCCGCACCAUCAAAGUGCCUCACUGUGUGGACUGCCUGCAGGGCAUCCUGAGCGUUAUCCCUCUGCAGCUGCUGUCCUUCCACCUGGCUGUUCUCAGAGGUUACGACGUGGACUGUCCAAGAAACCUGGCCAAGUCUGUGACCGUCGAGUAAACGACACCAUUCAUCAUGUGACAA